Symbiodinium necroappetens is the source of this 930-nucleotide messenger RNA. The record is from the annotation of a GenBank genome assembly. Lineage: Eukaryota; Dinophyceae; Suessiales; Symbiodiniaceae.
AUGAUACACUGGCUUUGGGCCAUCUUGGCCACAGCCAUCGUCAAGACAUCAGCCCAAGACUGUUUCGAGGAGUCCAUCUUGGAAGCCGGAGAUGCUGACGCACUCCGCUUGCUGCAGGGCCGCGUUGCUCGCAGGAGCUUUGCCGUGGAGUUCGCAGACUCCGCUUUGGCAGCUGCAAGCGCAGAUUUCGACUCCGCCGAGUGGAAGCAGAUCGGCAGCAGGAGUAGCAGCGCGUGUGGCUAUGCUUUCGCGCUGCUGAUCCUCGCCUCGUUUGCGGGCAUCUGCGUGGAAUGGCUGGCACGGGGCCAACUUCAUCGGACCUUGAUUUCCCUGCUCCUCAUUGCGGAGUGCCUAACUUCGGCAACGUACACAGUGGUCGUGCCUCUGUCCUACGACCUGGCCACUCAUCUGGGGCAGGGAAGCGCCUUUUCCGGGCUCAUGGUGUCGGCCCCCUUUGCUGUUUACCUGGCAGGUGCACUCCGUGCCAGAUGGGUGAUGAUGUCAUGGAACCAGGCAAAAGUCUGUACCUACAUCGUUGUAGCCUACGCGGUCUAUGUGCUUUCCACCGCGCUCUGUGCCGCUGUUGUCCACCCGCCUGGCUUUCUAUUCCUAUCCGGCAAUGCAACUCUUCGCGCCAGCCUGCUACUCUUCCUGCGCAUGAGCUACGGCCUCGUCGACAGCGUCGGCGAUGUCAUGCAAAUGAUGGUGGUGAAGGUGAGCCCGCAGGAAGAGCUUCGAGAACUGAUGGUCAGCAUGUUUGCCUCCAAUGCUCUGGGUUUUGGCCUCGGCCCUCUGCUGAGCGGCGCGAUUGGAGACGUGGUGCAGGUGUCAGAUGUGGAACUCCGCGCUUGCAUUCCGCUGAUUGUAUUGGCACUUCUUUGGACGGCACUUCUGCUUGUGGCUGGGCACAUCUUGGCACUACAAACCUGA